AUGGAGAACAAAUUUAAAAUAGAUAAAACAUUCUUGGAAACCAAUCAAUAUACUGAAGAAGGAAUCAAAUCUUAUGAAUUCAUUUUUGGAGAUAAUUUUAUAUCAUCAGGAGGUUUGGAUGCAACAAUUAAAAUUUUAAGUGAUAUACAACUGAAUGAAAAUUCCAAAGUUUUGGACAUAGGAUCAGGAUUAGGAGGUGGAUGCAAAUAUAUAAAUGACAAAUAUGGUGCACAUGUGUAUGGAAUAGACAUAUCGGAAAAUAUGGUUAAUAUAGCUAAAAACAGGAAUUCCGGAAAUAAAAAAAUUGAAUUUGAGGCCAAUGAUAUAUUAUUAAAAGAUUUUCCUGAAAACACUUUUGAUAUGAUUUACAGUAGAGAUUCAAUUUUGCAUCUUUCCCUUGAAAACAAAAAGAAAUUAUUUGAAAAAUGUUAUAAAUGGUUAAAACCUAAUGGAAUUAUCUUAGUAACUGAUUAUUGUGCUAGUAAACCAGAAAAUUGGGAUGAAGAAUUUAAAGAAUAUAUUAAAAAAAGAAGAUAUACAUUAAUAACUGUUGAAGAAUACAAAGAUUUAAUUGUUUCUUGCAAAUUCGAAAAUGUAAUAUCAAAGGAUAUAAGUGAUAUGUGGUUAGAUCUAUUAGAAGUGGAAAUUAAUAAAUUAGAAGAUAAAAAAGAAGAAUUUUUGAAAAAAUUUUCUCAAAAGGAAUAUAAUUCUUUACGAGAUGGAUGGACUAGAAAAAUUAAAGACAGCAAAAGAAAAAUACAAUUAUGGGGCUAUUUUAAAGCUGUCAAAUUAUAA
Messenger RNA from Plasmodium gallinaceum, 795 nucleotides. RefSeq names its product phosphoethanolamine N-methyltransferase, putative (gene PMT). The record is from RefSeq and is a predicted model, not a curated record. The transcript has 4 exons. Lineage: Eukaryota; Apicomplexa; Aconoidasida; Haemosporida; Plasmodiidae. Bases 1 to 795 code for a protein of 264 amino acids.